Molecule: messenger RNA, 1002 nt
Organism: Penicillium odoratum
Lineage: Eukaryota; Fungi; Ascomycota; Eurotiomycetes; Eurotiales; Aspergillaceae
Exons: 2
Coding region: 1-1002 (333 amino acids)
Source: RefSeq, a predicted model, not a curated record
AUGCCUCAUAAGCACAAGAGACGCGAGCGAGAUGCUUCGCAAUUCGAUCUCCCACCUUCCAUGAUCGCCAAGCCACUUCCUGUGCGCGAACAGCAACCCAAAACUAAGAACGGCAAGAAACCCCAGCAGAAACAGGCCGAUGGCAAAAAGCCAUCAGGCCCAGCAACCAGUCGCCGCAAGGGUGCAAAGGAGGAUGACACCCCGAAAGCCUUCCAGCGCCUGAUGCAAUUCAGAACAACCGGCCGACGGGCGCCCUCGGGUCUAGAAACCGGCGAGAAAAAAGAGAACAAGAAGCGCAAGCGCGAGGAAGCAGCAGAUACCACGAAAGGACCUCAGAAGAAACAUGCCACCACACUCUCCGAACAAGCUGCGUCCAGUGGUGCCGAUGCCAAGAAGGCCAUGCCGAAGAUUCUACCAGGCGAGAAGCUAGCAGAUUUCGCGGCGCGCGUUGAUCGUGCGAUGCCGCUUUCGGCGAUUACCAAGUCGGCUCAAUCUGGUGCGCCUGGGAUUCGGACUCACAAGAUUACGAAGCAUGAGAAGCAUCUCCGUCGGUUGCAAGAGGGGUGGCGGAAGGAAGAUGCGCGGAUCAAGGAGAAGGAGCAGGCUGAGCGAGAGGAGAGGGAAUUUGAGAUGGGUGAUCAGCUAGAGCUGUUGAAUCAGUGGGAGCAGGAGAUGCGGGGUGGCAAGGCUAAGAAGAAGAAUCUUGUGAAAAAGAAGAAGGGCGGUGAUGAUGCUGGGAGUGAUGAUGAUGAUCCCGAUCCUUGGGCGAAGCUGAAGAAGCGGGAUAAGGAGCGGAAGGCUAAUCCGUUUGAGGUUGCUCAGGCGCCACCUACUUUGGCGAAACCAAGGGAGAUCUUCAAGGUUCGUGGUGGUGCCAAGGUGGACGUUGCCAAUAUUCCCAAUGCCGUGGGAAGCUUGAGGCGACGAGAGGAGUUGGCUGGAGAGAGAAGGAAUAUUGUGGAAGAGUACCGUCGCUUGAUGGCCGAGAGACGUGGAGGAUGA